CAGAGGUACUUACGUAAUCCAUUCGCCUUGAUCAAAUAGUUCCUGGAUUAGAGCUGCUAUAAGAAUGUUUUCCUGUCGUUAAACAACUCAUAACAGGUGAACAUGAAGCCCAUUAUAAUGCCAUCACUGGAGCUGUAAGUUGCUAGCAGGCAAUAUAAUAAUAAUCGUCCAGCUCUUGAGCCGUCCACGUUGCCGUCAAGGGUAACGUUAUUUUAACGCGUUAUCAUGUGGGUUUUCGGUUACGGGUCCCUGAUAUGGAAAGUGGAUUUUCCUUAUGAGGAGAAGAGAAUCGGUUAUAUUAAAGGCUUCAGCCGUCGGUUUUGGCAGGGCAGUACCGACCACCGGGGAGUACCGGGUAAGCCUGGCCGGGUUGUUACUCUGGUAGAAGAUCCUGAGGGUUGCGUUUGGGGCGUUGCCUACAAACUGCCGACCGGCCGAGAGCAGGAAGUGAAGAGCUACCUCGACUACCGAGAAAAAGGUGGUUACCAGGUCAUCACCGUGACCUUCUACCCCCGUCCCUUACUCAGUCCUUCGCCCAGCCAGACGCUGCUCUACAUAGGCUCUCAGGACAACCCCAACUACCUCGGGCCCGCACCUCUGGAGGAGAUAGCCAACCAGAUCGUCAGCUCCACCGGUCCAAGCGGGAAAAAUACAGAAUAUCUAUUCCAGCUGGCUGAUGCUGUGAGAACUAUUCUGCCUGAGGACUCAGACGCGCAUCUGUUUUCUCUGGAAACUUUAGUGAGAGAAAGGCUACAAAGCGGAUAGAAGCACUGAAAUCACGUUGAUUAUAACUCAAUAAAGAAUAAAACUUGACCAAUUA
Messenger RNA from Mugil cephalus (flathead mullet), 820 nucleotides. It is a transcript of the gene chac2, whose product is annotated as ChaC, cation transport regulator homolog 2 (E. coli). Lineage: Eukaryota; Metazoa; Chordata; Actinopteri; Mugiliformes; Mugilidae. Gene Ontology annotation, biological process: glutathione catabolic process. The record is from RefSeq and is a predicted model, not a curated record. The transcript is spliced from 3 exons. Gene Ontology annotation, molecular function: gamma-glutamylcyclotransferase activity; glutathione specific gamma-glutamylcyclotransferase activity. Bases 226 to 765 code for a protein of 179 amino acids. Gene Ontology annotation, cellular component: cytoplasm.